UGCAGAACUGAUAAAGAGGCGGCGCCGAGCGAAUCGAAGUGGCCACCUCUCUGGCUUAUCGGCAAUUACUCACCGUCUGAUUUGAAUCGGACCGCCUAUCAUCGAUCGUUCUCACGUGGAGACAUGGAUUUUCACAGCUGCGAUCCAAUACUUGUUGGAAAUUUAUGACAGUCCAAGCACUCCAAACUGUUCGACGAAACGCCUAAGAGAAAAACAUAACUGAAAAUGGGUAGUAAGUCAGUGACGAAGUGGCCGAAGCAAAUAACGCCAUCUCUCGUCGAGGGUUUGAUUUAUUCAGAAAGAGAUUUGGAUAAAGCAAUUUCCAUAUUCGACGCCGCCACCGCCGAGUACUCCAAUGGCUUCCGCCACGACCGGAGCACGUUCGGCCUAAUGAUCCGCCGCCUGCUCUCCGCCAACAAGUUCGUUCCGGCGGAGGACAUGCUUGUCAGAAUGAAGAGAGAGAAGUGCGACAUCACCGAAGAUAUACUCCUCUCCGUUUACAGGGCCUACGCAAGAGUACACAAGCCGCUCGAGGUGAUGAGGGUUUUCGGUAAGGUGAAGGACUACGAAUGCGAGCCCACAGCCAAAUCCUACAUAACGGUGUUCUCCAUUCUCGUGAGCGAAAGCCAGUUGAAAAUGGCGUUCAAGUUUUACCGCCACAUGAGGCAGAAGGGAAUUCCAACCAGUGUUCCUUCUCUUAAUGUCUUGAUCAAAGCACUCUGCAAGACCGCCACCACUAUGGAUUCUGCUUUUCGGAUUUUCCAAGAGAUGCCAAAGCACGGGCACACUCCCGAUUCGUAUACUUACGGGACUUUGAUUAACGGGCUGUGUAGACAUGGGAGAACACUCGAGGCAAAAGAGCUCCUGAUCGACAUGGAAGCAAAUGGCUGUUCGCCGUCAGUUGUUUCGUACAGUUGCCUGAUACACGGCUUAUGCCAGUCGAAUAAGUUGGCCGAUGCAUUGGAAUUAUUCAAGGAGAUGAAGAGCAAAGGCGUCGAGCCCAACGUGUACACGUACAGUUCUCUCAUUGACGGUCUUUGCAAGAACGGGUAUUCUUUACAAGCCAUGGAGCUUUUGGAGAGGAUGACUCGGAAAUCCCUAGUUCCAAAUUCGAUCACCUACAGUUCUUUAAUUCAAGGGUUCUGCAGCGAAGGCAAAAUUACUGAAGCGGUUCGGAUUCUUGAUCGAAUGAAGCUUCAAGACUUGAAACCCGAUGCAGGACUGUAUUCAAAAAUAAUCAACGGCUUUUGUGAGACGAACAAGUUUCAGGAGGCAGCUAACUUCCUCGAUGAAAUGGUUCUUUCGGGCAUAACUCCCAACCGUGUUACGUGGGGUCUACACGUACGGGUUCAUAAUAGAGUAGUACAAGGUUUCUGUGCCGAGGGUUGUCCUAACAAAGCUUUUCCCAUCUAUCUGGGGUUGCGUACGAGAGGCAUAUCGGUUGAGAUGAAAACCUUUGAAUCUCUUAUUCGCUGCUUUUGCAAGACGGAUCUGCACAAAGCUGCUCGGAUUUUGGAUGAGAUGGUGGUCGAUGGAUGCAUUCCCGAUGAGGAAACGUGGAAUGCUAUUUUCAGUGGAUUCUGGGAUAGGAGGAAAGUGCGUGAAGCUGCCGAACUUUUACAUGCCAAGCUGAUAGAUGAAUUCCAGAACGCGUAGCUGUUUUUGUCUGUAAUGAAUUUGAUGGUCGAGGGCUAUCAGGUCUUUCUCAGCUUUUACCGAAUACACUUGGAUCGAGGUUUUUCAUUUCUAUAUUUUUCAUGACGAGCUGGAGUGCUGAAGAGUUAAGAUUGAUUGCUAAAAUGUUCGUUCUUUGUUGUUAUAUGAAUUGAAUUAAAAUUGACCGAUCACGUUUUUGGAAA
This is a messenger RNA of Erythranthe guttata (spotted monkey flower), 1859 nucleotides long. NCBI's taxonomy places the organism in Eukaryota, Viridiplantae, Streptophyta, Magnoliopsida, Lamiales, Phrymaceae. The record is from RefSeq and is a predicted model, not a curated record.